Molecule: messenger RNA, 963 nt
Organism: Cladophialophora psammophila CBS 110553
Lineage: Eukaryota; Fungi; Ascomycota; Eurotiomycetes; Chaetothyriales; Herpotrichiellaceae
Exons: 2
Coding region: 1-963 (320 amino acids)
Biological process (GO): positive regulation of transcription by RNA polymerase II
Cellular component (GO): nucleus
Molecular function (GO): transcription cis-regulatory region binding; DNA-binding transcription factor activity
Source: RefSeq, a predicted model, not a curated record
AUGCUCGAGACCUUGACCCGGUCCCGUGCCGCGACACAUACCUUCCAAAGCUUGUCUGCAGGAUAUCGAGGAAAUUUCAGCCUGCCGCAAGCGACCCGCUCCCUCGAAGAGCGAAGCAAAGCGCUCAAAUGUUUACGGCAAGAAAUCGACGAGAAAGACUGUGCCACCGAGGUGAUCCUGUUUACAGUCAUCAUCUUAGGCCACUCGUCCGGAUGGCUCAGCGACGACACGAGCGAGUUUGGUCUGGAACACCUUCUCGCGGCCAAUACCAUCAUCAACGGCUUGCUUCGAGACUACCGGGAUGACACGAAGAAGAGUGAAUUGUUCUAUCUUGCACUCGCACCACUGGAACGCCUUCCCAUUCGCAACCCUCUCCUAGCCAAAGUCGCAAAGCGAAUGGACACCGCUGAGCGUCCUCAUUCGGUUGUGGGCAUUUCUAGUGAGCUGCUUCUUCUGCUCGGAAGCGUCGGAAGGUUGUGCCGGCGCGUGUGGGAAACAAAUGUAAGUCAUUCAACUCUCGAACGCAAAUUGGAGGCACAACUUUUGCAAUGGCAACCACCGCCCGAAACUCCGGAGCUGGAACAUGCUAUCGUUGUAGCCCGUUGUUUUCGCGCGACGGGUCUCAUUAUGCUCUAUGGCCUCGACCAAACCACGGAACGCGAAGAAUUGAUGGCCAUUCAAGUCAAGACCGUCAUUGAGAACUUGAAGAGAAUUCCAGAAUCAUCACCUUACUAUGGAUUUCAAGCAUUUGUCCUCGCCGUUGUAAGCAGCGAGGUCAUGGACAAAGAUUCUCGAGAAUUUUUCGUCCGCGAAUUCCACCAAUUACAUAAACAUAAUCGGCUUCGAGCAAACUACCAGGCCCUGCAACUGGCCCAAGAAAUCUGGGCGAAACAAGACUUGGGACGAAAAGUCACCUUACCUCAAAUCAUGGGUCAAAAGGGCUGGUCUGUUAUGCUUGGCUGA